CUCCUUCCUUUCCUGUCCCUUUCGUUAUCUUUGGAUCCAUGGGAGCCUCCUUGGAUGGCUCGGAUCGCAUGCUUCGCAUGCUUCGCAUGUCGCUGGCCUGGCCUUGAACUUCCAUGGGCUCCAGCUCUUCCAAGGCGCGAGUGGCAGACUAUGCCCCGAAGAAGGACGCGGAAGUGGCCCCUGAAGUCCGAGUGCGUGCGGACCACGAGCUGCGAGUGGAGGAGGAGGAUGAUGAGCCCAGCCUGCUGGGCGUGACUAGGAAGAAACCACGAGUCAUCGAGAGUGCUCAGCAGCAGCCUCAACGCAUCGCACAGCGUGGCGCUGGGCCGACUGCGCAACCGCUGCGGCCGCGGCAACAGAGAGAGAGGCGUCAAGUGCAGGAGUCUCCCACAGUUUCUUCAGUGGUUCAGGUGGCUCCCUCACGGACUGCCCAAGCUUUAGCAGCUUUCGCGAUGCCUCCAGACUUUCCAACGGUCGAUGUGAGCAUCAGCAGUCGAAAGAUUCUGGCGCACUGGGUGCGCUUGGGGAGACAAGUUCUGAAAGAAAAACUGGGGCAAGUGAAGAAGAAGGAGAAAUCCAAGAAGAAAGUCCGUGUGGACAAGCUGGUGGACAUGUUUUUGGAGAGCCAGGAAGAGUUGGAGCGGAUGUGCUUAGAGGAUCCGGAGGAACUGAUCCAUUGCCAAAUCGAACUCCUGACAAGGCGUAUCAUGGACCUGGAGGACGAACUGCUGCGACAGUUCCGUUCUGCAGAGAAAGCGAAGGCAGCUGAAGCCGAAGCUGCCGCCAAACGAGCUGCAGAACGAGCUGCUGAACUCGCCAAACGAGCUGCACAGGUGCCAAAGAAGAGCGCAGUGCAACAAGCACGUGAAGCUCGAGCACAAGAAGAUCUGCAGAUCAUGGACUGGGACACGGUUUUUGACAGGGCGGUUGCCAAACGGGAGCACUGGAAAAAGAACCGUGGGCAGCAGGAAGACAUGGCUCAUCAGCAGUGGAGAAAGAAAGCCGUCAUGCGACAACCCACUUUGGCGAGUGAAGAUGCAAAGGCAGGAAAAUCCCAAGUGGCAGAGCAGCUGAGAAAAGAAAGGGAAAACUUGCAAGACGUCCUGGCACGAUUUGAAGCACAGCAGCGCCGUCAGAAGCGUCUUCUGCAGCAGCCCCAGCUGGACUUGGCCGAAGCGCUGCACGAGGAGCAGCGCCAAGCCAUGGCCGAACGAGCCGCGGAGCUGCGCUUGGAGCGGGAGAAGGUGGCCGAGAGGAAGCGAAAGGAAGAACUCAGGCGUCAGGCCGCUGAGUUGGAAAGACAGCGCCUGGAAGAAGAGGAACGACGGCGAGAGGAGGAGGAGCGAGAUCGACAAGCGCUGGAACGCUUGAAGCGAGAGAAGCAGGAGUCGGAGCGGCGUCGUGCGGAAGAACGACGCCUCGCGGCCGAACGGGAGGAACAACAGAGAAAGGAGAUGGAGGAAAAGUUUCGUCGAGCGGAGGAAGCUCGCCGUGAGCGAGAGGAGAAGAAGCGGCGCGAAGCGGCGCGGUUGGAAGAAGAGCGAAGGAAAGAGGCAGAGAGAAAGUUGGAAGAAGAAAGAAAGAGAGAAGAGAAGAGGUUGGCAGAAGAAAAACGAAAAGAAGAGGAACGCCUGGCGGAGGAGAAACGUCGGGAACUGGCAAGGUUGGAAGAGGAGCGGCGUCGGGAAGAAGCCAGGUUGGAAGAAGAGCGGAGGUUGCAAGAGGAGCGCCGUCGAGAGGAGGAGGAGCGCCGGAGACGGGAGGAGGAGAGGCGCCGGGAAGAGGAGGAGCGUUUGGUCCGGGAGCGGGAAGAAGCAGAACGUCUGGAAAUGGAAAGGAGAGAGGAAAGCCUCCUUCAAGGUCGACGCCAAAAUGCUCGACAGGCUUUGAUUGACAGUGCCUUUGACGACCUGGAAGAUGCUUGUGAUGAGGAGCUUCCGAAAGGCAAAGGUCGAAGUGCCGCAGAUUGGGCGUCGAGAGCUCUGAUGGCGUUGGAUGGCGACAGUGAUGAGGACAGUGAGGAAGAGGAAGAGGAAGAAGACAACGUAGAAGCUGACAUGCAACUCGUGAAGCUUACUGGAGCCAUUGCCAAAAAGAUCGAUCGCAUUCACAACCGAUGACUGCGUCUCACCAGGCCAACGAGUCUCACCGUGCGAAAAAGGUUGGCUGAUGGAAGCGAUGGAAGUGAUGCACGCGAUGGAAGUUUUUGUCGUUCUCAUCCGUUGGUCGAUGUCCUCAACAGGGCGCAGCCAUACACUGAUCAAUCCUUGGAGUUGUAAGAUAGCAUGGGGUUAUUUUCAGCCAGGUGAAAAGAGGAUGAGUACAGAGGAAAGAUGGGUUUGGAUGAGGGAAAGAGGAUGAGUUUGAGAAGGUGUUUUGUUUUAGCAUCAUGUUUGCAAAGAUUUCCAUGAUUUUCCCAUUGUUUCUCCUUCAACACGAUUUUCCCAUGUGUGCUGCACAUGUUCCUUAAGUUCGUACUGGCAUGUGUGCUUCUAGGCACAUUUCAGAACCUGCUUUGGCUCCAGCUUGGGCG
Durusdinium trenchii is the source of this 2533-nucleotide messenger RNA. The record is from the annotation of a GenBank genome assembly. Lineage: Eukaryota; Dinophyceae; Suessiales; Symbiodiniaceae.